UUGUUUGGCUCCUUUUUUUGUAUAAAUUAAAAACACUUACAAAUCAAAGCUUCGUUUGAAAGAUGAAAGUUUUAAAAAUUGAUCAUGAUGAGGAAUGGUAUUGAGCUACUGGUGAGACGAGUUUCAGCGAUACAUCAACACUCAAUUUCUUCUAGCUUCCAAGUUCUUCCUCAAUUUUGCACAUCUUCUUCUUCUUCUUCUGCAUCGCCAAGUUCCAAGCUUUUCAUCGGAGGAUUGUCCUGGUCUGUAGAUGAGCAAUCUCUCAAAGACGCUUUCUCUUCCUUUGGUGAGGUCGCAGAAGUUAGGAUUGCGUAUGACAAAGGAAGUGGGAGGUCAAGAGGAUUCGGUUUUGUUGAUUUUGCAGAGGAAGACGAUGCUCUAUCUGCUAAAGACGCCAUGGAUGGAAAGGGAUUAUUGGGUCGGCCAUUGAGGAUAAGUUUUGCACUUGAAAGAGUGCGUGGUGGCCCUGUGGUUGUUUCACGUAUUGGGAAAUCAAAGAGAGACAGAGAAAGAGUCUUUAAGUGAUGGAAGCAUCUUGUGGAGAUCUUUCAAAGACUCCUAACCGAAUGAUAAAAGUCAGCAUUGUUGUAUAAGCUUGUGCUUGAGUCUUUUCUUUAGUUGUGAAAUCAAAGUCUAUAAACUAUCAUAUAGUAUUAUUAUGAUUUAUAGUGUGAAAAACUUUGAUUGCA
Molecule: messenger RNA, 689 nt
Organism: Capsella rubella
Lineage: Eukaryota; Viridiplantae; Streptophyta; Magnoliopsida; Brassicales; Brassicaceae
Product: glycine-rich RNA-binding protein 4, mitochondrial
Exons: 4
Coding region: 85-525 (146 amino acids)
Molecular function (GO): RNA binding
Source: RefSeq, a predicted model, not a curated record